GGCCAAAGAGCCCAAAUAUCCCCAACACCUCAGCCAGUGAGUGAAGCAUGCGAUGGCUCUGGCCGUUCUCAGUGGCUGCGGAUGCAUUGUCCCAACGGGGCACAGGUUUGCGUCCAGGUGCACCGCCAGCGGAGGAUUUGACGCUGCCACUCCUUCUGUGGGUGAAGGAGAACUGCGACCCCAUACUCGUAGACGACCAGGCGCUGUUUGUGCAGGAGAUCUCCGCUGGGAUCAAGGGUAUGAUCAAUGGCAGCCGGCACUUGCACCGGCGCUUUGCGCGCACGGGCUGGCUGCUGGGAAGCGUGUCCCUGGAGAACAUGGAUCCUGUGCUCCGGAAGUUUGCGAGCACCGGCUGGUUGCCCCCGACGGGCAUCAUGGCUUGGGAUGGCAUGUGCCGCAAGGUCUUGCUGCAGACCCGGAACUUCUACUAUGCCUGGCACCGCCUCCUGGAGGUGGCCGGGGGGCAGAAUUUCCAGCUGUACGUCGAGGCAGCGCUGGAUGCGGCCAACUCUUUGACCAGUUACUUCUUGGCCAAAGACGCCAGCGAACCCACCUACCUGCAGGAGCAGCAGCUGGCUAUGCUGCUGCGCUCGGCCAUUGCCAUGAACUCAGGCAUCCCUUCGAAUCCUUGCACCUGCCAGCUGUUCUACCAAGCGCUGCUGCGUCAAUCGGUGAACUUCUGGAAGGCAUGCUUCAAGCCGGAGCACUUGCGUCAAGGUCCUUCAGGAGAUGUUCGUCAUGAUGGCGCCCUGGACAACUUGGUGCAGGAAGCCAGCCCCUGCACUAUCAUCAAGGAGCACAGCUGGGACAUGUUUGUGCCGCCUUUGGAGGCGCUGCUGCUUCCUGAAGAAGACCAGCUCACCGGGAAUUUUGCUUGCCUCCCCAAGCGGAUUGUGACACUCAUGGUGUGCGGGCAGUACUGGCUGCACAGGGGCGACACCAAGAUGGCAAAGAGGCACUUUCACGGAGCUAGCCAGAUGCUGGUGAUGAGUAUGGACUGCUUCGACACCUCGAUGCAAAGCUAUAUCGAUGGUCAGGGCAACACGCACCUUCUGAACCUGCAGGAACUGUUUGCAUACUUGGGCCGCCUUGACCAAGAUGCGUCUCCUUUCGCUGGCUGGGAAGAAAAAAAGCGGCGUUGGACCGGAUCGCGGGAGGUCUUCUCGAGCAAGUGGCCGCCGCAGGAAGGCAAGCAGCGAACUUUGAUGAUGCCGCUCCUACAGAACGCGGCAGUGAUGCCGCCUCUGUGUUUUGACACGAACGGAACGCUACACCUUCGGCUGUCAGGCUAUGGGGAUCGAAGGCUGCAGCUCUUUGACUGGACGGGCACUUGGAGUUUGAUGCCAGUGCGGCCGUUGGCUGGCCUGAUGCAGAAGACGGAGACCAAAGCUGUGCUGAUCUAUGUGGACAACCCAGCCUGGGGAACUUUGGGGCACUGCAUUCACCACCUCACCGCGGUGACGUUCGCAACGCUUGGCUCGGCCUUGCUUCGGGGCGGGGUACCGGAGAUGCUGAAGCUUCGGGCGACCAUGCAGCUGUACCUCUACUUCCCCCGCCGCGGUCUUCGGGACGCCGGCUUCGAGGUUGGCCACUUCCGGAGCUCGCGCAGCGUAAUGCUUCCCUGGCUGUCUUUGCUCUCUCCACGGCCUCCACUGCUCAUGUCCGACGAACAGCCCCUCAUCAACCGCUCGGCACUGCCGCCUCCUUUGCAGGUGGCGGAUCUCCGAACCUGCCACGGUGGGGGCGUGUGGAUCUCCCGGACCGGGAAGCUGAGCCGCGAGGAGCUGGAUGCCUUCGUGCAGGUGGCUGGAAGUUUUCCCGGAUGGUCAGGACGAAGCAAGAAGGAGUUGCUUCAACUAGUCUGGGGUCAAGGACGCCAAGGUGAUGACUGCUUGCUGGAGCAAACUGGGUGCCUCCGUGUGCUGAUCGUGCGCCGCGGCGCAAUGGCACGAGGUAAACGGACAGUGGUGAACCUCCCUGAAGCUUUGAGCUGGAUCUCAGCGCAUUAUUCAGCGGACGAGGUUCGAGUGGCUGCUGUGGAGAUGGAGCAGUUCACCAUAGGUGAGGAGAUUGCGUUGGCACAGCUGGCAGAUGUCUUCAUCGGGAGCUAUGGGUCAGCGAUGUGGUGGCCAAUCUUCAUGGCAGAAGGGUCCUGCGUGAUGUGGCUGACUCCACACGUGAAAUUCUGGUAUCACAAAGGAAGGCCAAUGGAUCUAUCCGCGCCAGUUUGGAGCAACACGGGUGCCCUCGAAUACCAGGGCCUGCGAAAGUUGAGGCACGUCCACGUGGGGGGCGGGCUGCCACCACAAGGCACCCCUGGGGAGUUUCAGCUCAGUGAGGAAGAGGAGCCUUGGACUUGAUUCAAAGCGUGCAGAGCGCUGCGGACUGGGCGUGUCUUGUUUUGGGAUUCGGACCCCAAAAUAGUGGCUGUUGCCAAGUUGUUUGUCCGCUUGAAGGUGUUGCCUUUCGCGAGCCAAGGAGAGGUCUGACCAGCUGGCAUUCCAGAAAUUGGACGUUUUCCUGGAUCUGCCAAAAUUUGGCAUCGCAUUCAGCGAAGCGGUCGCCAAGCUGUUCGCAGACCACGAUGUGGAA
Effrenium voratum is the source of this 2592-nucleotide messenger RNA. NCBI's taxonomy places the organism in Eukaryota, Dinophyceae, Suessiales, Symbiodiniaceae. The record is from the annotation of a GenBank genome assembly.